GUCUGCGUGUGAAUGAGCGGACCGCAGUGACUCCGGGCAUCGGCAUCGAGUCCGAGGGCAACGACGAACAGCAAACAGCACGUUACAGGAGGAUGUGAAAGAGACUGACUAGCUGUUCCGAACAUUUAAUUCCAGCCCUUAAAACUGAGCAACAAGCCAUCAAACAGUGAAAAACAAUGACGGUCAUAAACACACCACAGGACAGGUACAAUGCCGUAUGGCUUAUAUUUUUCAUUCUGGGGCUGGGAACUCUCCUACCAUGGAACUUCUUCAUGACUGCCACAAUGUACUUUACCAGUCGGCUCAGGGAGCCUCUCACAAAUGCAACUGGACAGAUCUUUGCAGCAAAUGACACAGUAGGUGACACACGUAGUGUCCUGGAGUCCAAGUUUAAUAAUGUGAUGACCUUGUGUGCCAUGGUGCCACUGCUUAUCUUCACUUGCCUUAAUUCCCUUCUUCAUCAAAGGGUCCCUCAGAAGUGGAGGAUAUCUGGCAGUCUUGCUGUUAUCUUUGUGGUGUUUCUGAUUACUGCAAUUUUGGUCAAGGUGGACAUGUCACCUUUGCCCUUUUUUGUCUUCACCAUGAUUAAAAUCAUCUGCAUAAACUCAUUUGGUGCAAUUCUGCAAGGAAGUCUCUUUGGCCUGGCAGGAUUGCUUCCAGCCUCUUAUACCACCCCCAUCAUGAGCGGCCAGGGGCUCGCCGGAACAUUCGCUGCAUUUUCUAUGAUCUGCGCAAUUGCUUCUGGCUCAGAGCUGCAGGACAGCGCCUUUGGCUACUUUAUCACUGCCUGUGUUGUUAUUCUCCUGGCCAUUGUUUCUUAUUUUGCCCUGCCAAAAAUGGAAUUUUUCCAGUAUUACUCAGACACCAGUAACUCCCAGCCUGGCAGUGAUGAGGAAAACAAGAUGGAUCUGUUGAAUAAAGAAAAUCCUGGAGAAAGCAAGCCUGGUGUGAGCCUGAAUAAUGAAGAGACCACGCCGACGAUCUCAAUAGUUGCUAUUUUUAAAAAGAUCUGGGUGAUGGCCCUCUCUGUCUGCUUUGUUUUCACCAUCACUAUUGGUACAUUCCCUGCUGUGACUGUGGAUGUUAAAUCCUCUGUGGCCGACAAGGGUGCAUGGGAAAAAUACUUCAUCCCUGUGUCCUGUUUCCUGCUUUUUAACUUGAUGGACUGGGCUGGACGAAGCUUAACUGCAGUGUGUAUGUGGCCUGGUAAAGACAGCAACCUGCUGCCUAUGCUGGUGGUGGCACGUGUGGUGUUUGUCCCUCUGUUUGUGCUGUGUAAUGUGCAGCCCAGGAAUUACUUGCCUGUUAUGUUUGAACAUGACGCCUGGUACAUCAUCUUCAUGAUCUUCUUUUCCUUCAGCAAUGGCUACCUGGCCAGCUUGUGCAUGUGUUUCGGACCCAAGAAAGUGGGCCAGCAUGAAGCUGAGACUGCUGGAGCAAUCAUGGCUUUUUUCCUGUCCCUGGGCCUGGCACUGGGAGCUGGACUAUCCUUCGGAUUCCGUGCCAUGAUCUAGAUUCAUGUUUUUUCUUAGCGUAACUUCCGAUGGAGGGAAGAAACAUUGCCAAACUGCUAGAAAGUGUCAUUAAAAACUGGAUAUUUUCUUCAAAGCCAUAAAACCCAAAAGACAUUUUGCUUUGUUUAAAAAGAGACCAGCAUUUUAAAACCUACUUUAAAGUAGCACAGUUAUAGAUCAAUCAUUCGAGAGCUGUUUUACGAACAAAAGUGUGUAUUUUCAGUUAGUAUUAUUGGUAAUGGAAUUGCUUGUUUAUUGACUGAUAUAUUAUGUAGUGACUUUUACACAUUGUUUUCUACAUGGAUUAUGGUAAACACUGCUAGAACAGUGUGACAGAUGGCAUGUUUUUUUCCCAUAACUGCAAAUGGCCUUUUGAUAGUAUUUAAUUGUUUUAAUAGACUUUUGUUUACUUUAAAAAAAAAAAAAUACAUGUAUUUUUAAAUGUGUUUCUAUCGAUUGUGUAACUUAGUUUUGUCAUCAUUGUAUUACAACUUCAAUAGCUUUUAUUCAAGUUAUUUUAAAAUUAUUCAUUUUAUUACUAGUUCAUUUUAACAAUUUAGUUUUUAUAGUUCUUGUUUGUUUUUGCCAGUAGUGAAAAUGAGUGUCAUGUGCUGCUUCUGUGGCUCUUGGCCAGUAUAUUUUAAAAAAAUAUCUGAACUGAAA
This is a messenger RNA of Trichomycterus rosablanca, 2177 nucleotides long. It is a transcript of the gene slc29a1a, whose product is annotated as solute carrier family 29 member 1a. Gene Ontology annotation, cellular component: plasma membrane. Lineage: Eukaryota; Metazoa; Chordata; Actinopteri; Siluriformes; Trichomycteridae. Gene Ontology annotation, biological process: nucleoside transmembrane transport; uridine transmembrane transport. Gene Ontology annotation, molecular function: nucleoside transmembrane transporter activity. The record is from RefSeq and is a predicted model, not a curated record. The transcript has 13 exons. Bases 177 to 1514 code for a protein of 445 amino acids.